This is a messenger RNA of Gryllus bimaculatus (two-spotted cricket), 4614 nucleotides long. NCBI's taxonomy places the organism in Eukaryota, Metazoa, Arthropoda, Insecta, Orthoptera, Gryllidae. The record is from the annotation of a GenBank genome assembly.
UCUGUCGCGCGGCGGCCGGCAGGUCGUCGAACGACGCAACCAAUUCAGUGCGCGUCUCCAGCCCGUUGUGGUUGGACGUGUUUUCGUUUGAGGCGUAGGUCACCAUGUGCUCGAGAGAAGAUACAACGUGUUGCUACCUUGUCCUCGAAGAUGGAACUGUCUUGCAGGGCGAACCAUUCGGAGCUCCCGUAGAAACACAUGGAGAAGUUGUGUUCCAGACUGGCAUGGUGGGGUACCCCGAGUCCUUGACGGAUCCUUCCUACCACGCUCAGAUUUUGGUGCUCACGUAUCCUCUGGUGGGCAACUACGGAGUGCCCGGAGACGACACGGACGAAUUCGGACUACCCCGCCAGAACGCGCCAGUAACGUACAACCCGGGCGGCUCGCCGCGCAUCCUGGCGCUGGACUGCGGGCUGAAGACGAACCAGCUGCGGUGCCUGCUGGCGCGCGGCGCGUGCGUGGAGCGGGUGCCGUGGGACGCAGCGCUGGACGACGAGGCGCUGGCCUUCGACGGGCUCUUCCUCAGCAACGGCCCCGGCGACCCCGCGCUGUGCGACGCGGCCGUGCGCCGCCUGCGCGCGCUGCUGGCGCGGCCCCCCGCGCGCGACCGCCCUAUCUUCGGCAUUUGCCUCGGCCACCAGCUGCUCGCGCUCGCCGCCGGCUGCCGCACCUACAAGAUGAAAUAUGGCAACCGUGGCCACAACCAGCCUUGUCAAUUAAGAGACUCAUCACGUUGCUUCCUCACAUCACAAAACCAUGGAUUUGCAGUAGAUGCGGAAGCAUUGCCGGAAGGCUGGAUUCCACUCUUCACAAAUGCCAAUGACCUCAGCAAUGAAGGAUUAGUUCACGAAUCUCGUCCUUUCUUCAGUGUACAGUUUCAUCCCGAACACAACCCUGGGCCAGCUGAUUUGGAAUCACUUUUUGAUGUGUUUCUGGAGACAGUUCGUGAGAAACCUGAAAAGCGUGGUAGUAUGCUUGUGCGUUUACAAAAGCACCUGUUAGCUGGUGUGCCGGCAAUCAAUCCACCAGCUGACAUGCCUGUGAAAAAAGUGUUGGUUCUUGGUUCUGGAGGACUCUCGAUUGGCCAGGCUGGUGAAUUUGACUAUUCUGGAUCACAGGCAAUAAAGGCUCUGAAAGAGGAAGGUAUAACUACAGUCUUGGUGAAUCCCAAUAUUGCCACUGUACAAACAUCAAGAGGUCUUGCUGACAAAGUAUACUUCUUACCUGUGACACCAGAAUAUGUUGAGCAGGUCAUCCGAUCAGAACACCCAGAUGGUGUGUUGUUGGCAUUUGGUGGUCAAACUGCAUUAAAUUGUGGUGUGCACUUGCACAAAGCAGGUGUCCUUGAAAAGUAUGGUGUUCGUGUGUUAGGAACACCAAUUGACAGCAUAGUGGACACUGAGGAUCGAAAGAGAUUUGCAGAUCGUAUGGCUGAAAUUGGUGAACAAGUUGCACCAAGUGCUGCAGUGUAUUCUGUACAGGAGGCACUGGAAGCAGCAGAGAAGUUGCAGUAUCCUGUCAUGGCUCGGGCUGCCUUUGCUCUUGGAGGUUUGGGCUCAGGUUUUGCUCAUGACCCUGAUGAGCUGAGAUCCCUGGCUACACAAGCUCUAGCCCACUCCAGCCAACUCAUUAUUGACAAAUCUCUAGCUGGUUGGAAAGAAGUGGAGUAUGAAGUUGUCCGUGAUGCAUAUGAUAAUUGUGUUACAGUUUGCAACAUGGAAAAUGUGGAUCCUUUGGGUAUUCACACUGGUGAAUCAAUUGUGGUAGCUCCAUCACAAACUCUAACCAAUACAGAAUAUAACUUACUUAGGACAACUGCAUUACGAGUAGUGCGACAUUUAGGAGUUGUGGGAGAAUGCAACAUACAAUAUGCUCUUAAUCCAACAUCACGAGAGUUCUACAUUAUUGAGGUGAAUGCCAGACUCUCUAGAUCAUCAGCAUUAGCAUCCAAAGCCACAGGUUAUCCAUUGGCCUAUGUGGCUGCCAAAUUGGCAUUAGGGAUGUCACUGCCUUCAUUGCGCAAUGCAGCCACUUGGGCUACUACUGCCUGCUUUGAGCCUAGUUUGGAUUAUUGUGUUGUAAAAGUGCCCCGUUGGGAUUUGGCAAAAUUCCAACGAGUGUCUACUAAAAUUGGAAGCUCAAUGAAGAGUGUUGGAGAAGUAAUGGCAGUUGGUCGCCGUUUUGAAGAAGCAUUACAGAAAGCACUUCGAAUGGCAGAUGAAAGAGCAUCUGGCUUUGAUCCUCAGGCUCAUCCACUUUCAGAUGAGGAGUUGGAAUCUCCCACAGACCGCAGGAUAUUUGUAAUUGCUGCAGCUUUGCGUAGUGGUUAUACAGUGGACAGACUCUACCAGCAAACUAGUAUUGAUCAUUGGUUUCUCUGGAAAAUGAAAAAUAUAAUUGACACCCAAGCUGAGUUGGAAGCUGUAGGAUCAAUGACUGACUUGACUCCAUCCCUGCUUCGUAAAGCCAAGGAAUUAGGAUUCUCCGAUCAACAAGUUGCUGGAUGCGUCACCAGCACAGAACUCUCGGUUCGUUCACGCCGUCUUGAACAAGGAAUAACUCCUUGGGUAAAACAGAUUGAUACAGUGGCUGCUGAGUGGCCCGCAUCUACUAAUUAUCUCUAUCUCACAUACAAUGGCUCCCACCAUGAUGUCGCAUUUCCUGGAGGCCAUGUGAUGGUGUUGGGCUCUGGAGUGUAUCGUAUUGGUAGUUCUGUGGAAUUUGACUGGUGUGCAGUUGGCUGUUUAGCAGAACUACGUCGUUUGGGCUACAAAACUGUGAUGCAGAAUUAUAACCCGGAGACAGUGAGCACAGAUUUUGAUGCAAGUGAUCGUUUAUAUUUGGAAGAAUUAUCUCUUGAACGUGUACUGGAUGUGUAUUCUCUGGAAAUGCCUGAAGGUCUUGUAGUCAGUAUGGGAGGACAAUUACCAAAUAAUAUUGCCCUUGAUUUGCAUAGGCAAGGGUGUCGUGUUCUUGGCACAUCUCCUGAUUCAAUAGAUGGUGCCGAGAACCGAUUCAAAUUCUCUCGAAUGCUGGAUCGUGUAGGCAUAUCACAACCUAGAUGGAAAGAACUUACAAAUUUGGAGUCAGCAAAAGAAUUUUGUGGAGAAGUAGGAUAUCCUUGUCUUGUGCGACCAUCGUAUGUUCUGAGUGGAGCUGCAAUGAAUGUUGCACAUUCUCCUCAAGAUCUUGAAGCCUACCUUCGUUGUGCCUCUGAUGUUAGCAAGGAGCACCCUGUAGUUAUAUCAAAGUUUCUUCUGGAAGCAAAAGAAAUAGAUGUAGAUGCAGUUGCAGAUGAUGGUGUAAUAGUAUGUCUAGCUGUAUCGGAACAUGUGGAGAAUGCUGGUGUUCAUUCAGGUGAUGCAACUCUAGUAACACCUCCACAAGAUAUUAACUCUCAGACCUUAGCAAAAAUCAAGAGCAUAGCAAGAGCUGUUGCUGGAUCACUAGAAGUGACUGGGCCAUUCAAUAUGCAGCUCAUUGCAAAAGAUAAUGAGUUGAAGGUAAUAGAAUGCAAUGUGCGUGUAUCUCGAUCAUUUCCUUUUGUCUCUAAGACUUUGGAUUAUGAUUUUGUUGCCAUUGCCACACGUGUAAUUAUGGGGGAACGUGUGGAACCUGUAGAUGUUUUGGCUGGAUGUGGUCGAGUUGGAGUCAAGGUUCCACAGUUCUCGUUUUCCCGAUUAGCAGGAGCUGAUGUAAUGCUUGGAGUGGAAAUGGCUUCGACAGGUGAAGUUGCUUGCUUUGGAGAGAACAGAUAUGAAGCUUAUCUGAAGGCAAUGAUGUCAACUGGAUUUGAAAUACCACGAAAGAACAUAGUCCUGUCAAUUGGCUCUUUCAAACACAAAAUGGAGAUGCUUCCUAGUGUCAGACUGCUCCAUGAUAUGGGUUACAGUUUGUAUGGCAGUUCAGGGACUGCUGAUUUCUACAGGGAACAUGGUGUCCAGGUGGAGACGGUGGCGUGGUCGCUGGAGGAGCCGGGCGCGGGCAACGGCGCGGGCAGCGGCGAGGGCAACGGCGAGGGCUCGCGCCUGGGCGACUUCCUGGCGCGCAAGCACUUCGAGCUGGUGAUCAACCUGCCCAUCCGCGACGGCGGCGCGCGCCGCGUCUCCAACUUCCUCACGCACGGCUACCGCGCGCGCCGCCUCGCCGUCGACUACUCCGUGCCGCUCGUCACCGACGUCAAGUGCGCCAAGCUGCUCGUGCAGGCCUUGUGGCGCCUGGGGAAGCGGGCGCCGCGCGUGAAGCCGCACGUGGACUGCGUGACGUCGCGGCCGCUGACGCGCCUGCCGGGCUUCAUCGACGUGCACGUGCACCUGCGGGAGCCCGGCGCCACCCACAAGGAGGACUUCGCGUCGGGCACGGCGGCGGCGCUCGCCGGCGGCGUCACCAUGGUGCUCGCCAUGCCCAACACGGCGCCGCCCGUCACCGACCGCGCCACGCUCGCCAUGCUGGCGCAGGCGGGCGCGCGCUGCGACUACGCGCUGUUCGUGGGCGCGUCGGCCGACAACCACGCGCUGCUGCCGGAGCUGGCGCCGCAGGCGGCGGGCCUCAAGAUGUACCUGAACGAGACGUACAGCCAGCUGACGCUGGGCGACCUGACCGCGUGGAUCCGCC